Messenger RNA from Bombus pascuorum, 2243 nucleotides. RefSeq lists its product as uncharacterized. The transcript is spliced from 5 exons. The coding region runs from base 529 to 1401 and encodes 290 amino acids. The record is from RefSeq and is a predicted model, not a curated record. Lineage: Eukaryota; Metazoa; Arthropoda; Insecta; Hymenoptera; Apidae.
GAGAAAUUUUUAUUCACCAUUGUAAGACGAUGAUCUUACUUGACUUUCUUUAGAAUCAUUUACAAUUGCUUCGCAUAAUCCUAUCUUUCAGCGUAAAAAGAAAUAAUAAUUCAUCAGCUGUUUUUAAUGCGUUUUGGUCGUAAUUUUCGUUUGAUCGUCCAACUUCUGUGAGUAUCCUUAGCUGUUGCUUCUGUCUGUUCGUGUUCGUACAUGGGUUUACUGUUACUGUUACUGUUACUGUUACUUUCAUGUAAAUAACUAAUUCCGCUUACGUUGUUGCAUGCGCGUAACACGAUAGCUCGGUGAAAGAAGACAAAAAGGAGGGGCUAAAUCGUGUGUAAGAAGAUUACGUGGAAUAGAAAGGACCACUGGUCAAAAGGUAUUGGAUCCGUGGAAUCCUACAUCGUGAUUGGUUGAUACUUCGUGUGGGAUCUUGCAAUCAUCCUUAUAGAUCGGAGGAUCGUCGACCUGUUCUGCAGUUUGCAGAUCACGAAGAUUCUUUGACGGUCGUAUCAAAGUGUUAGAACAAUGCUUGGGAUAAUCUGCGUUCUCAACGCUAUUUUGUACGUGGCAACUUCGGAGACAGUGAUCCUUCAACGUAUGAAGCGUCAAAAUGAUCCGAGUGAAAGUGGUCAUGUGGUAGACAGUAUUUUUAACAUUCCAAUUACGGCGAUCAAGCAGACAGGAGCCGCGGUGCAAACCUUCAGCCCAGAAAAUUCCAAGGCCAUCGAUAGUAUCUUAAAGAUCCCUGUUUCGACCUUAGAAGCUGUUGGGGCUCUAGUAAAACAAACGUCUGGGCAGAGACUCCAGAAUGCCGAAGAGUUACAACGAAUACGCCAAGAAAGAAGAGAGAGAAUAUUAGCUCAAAGGGAACGACAGAGGUUCCAAAGAGAGCAACUUCAGCAACAACGUUUCAAACAGCAACAAAUGAAGAGAAACAUUAAGAACAAUAACAAAGAUCUCUUCGGUUUAAACACCCUCUCUUUCCUGGUUAGUAAUCAUGGAAUCUUAGGUAGUAUUCAAGGUCCGUUUGGCGGGUACAGUGGAUUUGGUGGUGGACAUGGUGGUCAUGGUGGUCAUGGAAAUCAAGGUAUCCAUGGAGGACAGGGCAGUACAGGUGGUUACGAAGUCCACGAAAACGUAGAAGAAGAUACAAAUUAUUUCUGGCAUGGGAUCACUGCUGGCUUUGGUACGAUUUCUGGUUCUCGGCCAAGUAGCGCGCAUAUUUCCAUACAAAAUAAAGUCGCCCCUAAAGAUAAAAGACCAAACAAAUCUUACGACGAUUUUCGAAUACAAAACAAAAUUGCUCCGAAUAAAGAAAAUGGACUAGACUAUGAAGAUGAUCCUCCACUGCAGAACAAGAUUGCACCCAAAAGGAGCAGGAUAUCGUUUCAAUCAUAGAAAAAAUUCAUCAAACAGUGAAACGAAUUCAAUCUUUUAGUUUUCUAUCACGCUGCCAGUUAUACUCGUACAUAAGUAUUAGGAAUUAGGACAUCUACUUGUAGUAUUUAUUGGAAAACGCAAAUGUUACUGUCUAAUAUUUUAUAUUACAAGGCUCGUGUAACGGAAUUGAAAUGACAGAUUUAUAAUAAGAUAAAUAGAAUAUAGAAUAACAACAAUGAAAUGCAUUCUAUUACCAAAUGUCCUAAUACCUACAUACAUGCGUAUGUAUGUCUAGCAGUGCACGUUACUUUAAAUGUUCUAUCAUUGUAAAGCGAAGCGACAUCGAAGAACAGCAGAGUAUCGUCUGACUCGUAAAAGAAAUGAAAGAAAUGAAAUACAAAGCGAAAUGAAUUUGACUUUCUAAAUUUUCAUGACGUAUUGUAUAACAUAUAUUUACUUUUACAUAUCACACGCUCGAUAACAGCUGGCCGAUAAGUAUGCGAGUCACAUUGCAUCGUUCAUGUAGAUAACGAAUGACAAAAUGUCGCUGCUUAGAGAAAACCAGAGUCGUUAAAGCAAACUGCAAUUUCAUCGUUGGGACGAUAAUUGUCGAACGAACGACAAUGACUCGUUAGAUUUUCACGGCAGCUGCGCUGUUUCAGCCACGAAUUUCGAAGUCACGUAUGUACCACGAAAGAUUCCAUGGCUACUACGUGGAAUGUUAAACGAGUCAAUCCUGCGAUACGGAAAACAUUUCGAAUGUAACACCUCCCAUGAAUAACGAAACGAUGCGAGGAUAAGCAAGCAAGCCGUGUAUCCAUUGUGUAUUCGAAUAAAAUUCAACUUCAUUUUGUACAUAA